This is a messenger RNA of Varroa destructor (honeybee mite), 6826 nucleotides long. Its product is annotated as sialin-like. NCBI's taxonomy places the organism in Eukaryota, Metazoa, Arthropoda, Arachnida, Mesostigmata, Varroidae. Gene Ontology annotation, biological process: monoatomic anion transport; transmembrane transport. The record is from RefSeq and is a predicted model, not a curated record. Gene Ontology annotation, molecular function: transmembrane transporter activity. Gene Ontology annotation, cellular component: membrane.
CGAAAGCGCCCUCAAAAGAAGUUCAGGUCCGAUCCGAUAGUGCAGUCGAGUAAUAUGAUGGGUGAACAGGUGGUCCCUCUCGCUCCCUCACUGUCGGGUCUUUACUGGAUCUACGUCUUAAAUUGCUGUCUGACGCUGCCAACUUGAUGACGAGAGUCUUCCCACUGGUUGCAACAGAGGUUAUGGCUAGCAAAUUUACACACACGAUGAAACUUUACUUUCGUGCGUAAGCGAUUAUGGCGAAAUAAAACAAAAGAUCGACGGCAAAAAAGCCCGUAAGAACUAACUUGCUUAUAGGAAGAUUCAAUUAAGGUUGCUUGGUCCGUAUAGGCGAAUGUCUGUGUAAUGACGUCGCAUAGAAGCAACUACUAUGAAACAACUUCUGCAGUCAGUGAGCUCAUGCUAAUAGUUUCCAAGGCUAUAUUGAGGUGGUCGUUUCCUCUAUUUAUGUUAUGAUCCGUCUUCGAUGGCCCUAAAAAAAUAUCACUUCUGAUUCAUUGUGAUCUACGUAGCCCCAUGGAAUGACAGAAAAGGAUUUGUGAACACAAAGCUCAGAAAGAAGUCCCGAUCGUGAAUGCAGCGCGCGACACGGUUGCUUCUUCCAGCAAGUGAUCCGUCCGUCGUCCGUGAACGGGAUUGUUGUUUAUUCUGUCUUCAGAUCGAAUUUUAUCGAAUUUAUAAGAUCAAAGCCGGGGUGCUAUUAUAUCAUACAUUAGACACGACGAAAAAUCGAAAACAUCAAAAGCGCUUUCUAAGCAACAGAACAUUCUGUCGAAAUGGCCGAAUGUUGUAUUCCAAUUCGUUACCUGGUUUCGCUAAUGGUGUUCUUCGCAUUCGUGCUAGACCAAGCCCUGCGUUCCUGCUUGAGCAUCACAGUACUCGUCAUGGUGAAUCGGACGCAUGGUGCACAACCUCCGUUCCAUGGCCCAGUUACACACAUGAAAUUCUUUGAGUCAGCGAGGUACCCACAAAACAGAACUUCUCUCGGUGACUCACGUAAUUGGAACACAACCACCCAAGGCUGGGUUCUGAAUUCGGUCUACAUUGGAAUUCUUUUUUCACAGUUACCAGCUGGCCACCUAGUGGAAUCAUUUUCCCUGAAAUGGGUUUUAGGUUACGGUGUUUUCUUUAUGUCAUUACUCCAGUUUGUAUCGCCUCUAGUCAUCUCUUGGAGUGUUUGGGCGUUUGUUGCACUCCGAAUCGUUGCAGGCCUAUGCAUCGGUUCAGCUUUUCCAAGUGCCAACGCUUUGAUGUCACGAUGGAGUCCGGUACACGAACGUACCUUACUAAUUACGCUGGCCACGUUGGGUUACGGUGUUGGAGCUACUGUGACAAUGUUUAUAGCUGGCCCGCUGUGCAAACAUUUUGGUUGGGCAUCUGUAUUCUAUUUUUUUGGUGCGUGCGGUGUCAUUUGGUCUUUGUUGUGGUAUGUUUGUGUUGCAAGUUCUCCAGAGAAACAUCGUUGGAUUUCUGAAGAAGAGAGAAUAAUGACACUAGCCAAUAGAGACGGCAAUUUUGACCAGAAUCGUCACAUUCCUUGGAAGGCGAUUUUGACAUCUGGCCCCACCUUGGUGUUUUGCAUUCGGACGUUUUGUAGUAUGGUAUUCGGUACAAUCUUCUCAACGUAUACGCCAAUUUUCCUCGACCAUAUGUACAACAUAGACCUCACAGUGAAUGGAUGGAUCAACGGUAUAUCGAACAUGUUGUCGGCUAUCGUUGCACUCAUUUGUUCGAUUGUGGCUGAUCGCCUCCUUCAAAGCGGUUACUCAAUUAACAAAGUACGGAAGACAUUUUCAACUUUAUCGCUGAUGCUUCCCGCUUCUAUUAUGCUUCUCCUAGCUCAGUUGGAAGCCGAUGUCCGCUUAGUGGCAGGUCUAAUCAUUUUUGCUAGUACUCUCUGGGGUCUGUAUGGAGGCAGUGACCCUGCCCUGCCAAUUGAUCUCACGGCGGAGUUCUCAGGGGCUGUGAGCGCCGUAGUAAACACUUAUGCCAAUCUCGCUGCUGUUUUGACUCCAAUCAUCGUCGGGUGGUUCCUCGCAGACCAGGAGAACUUUUUCCGUUGGAACGUGAUUUUCGAAACAGGAGCCUUCACUGCGAUGCUGGGUGCCGGCAUCUUCCUCGUGUUAGGCUCAGCUUCAAGACAGAACUGGCCCACCUCUUCAGAGGAUGAAGCAGCGCCUUUGCUCGUUGAUCCAUUGUAGAAAUUUGGUAAGGCGUAUUUUUUAACGCGUUUACUAUUACGGAUGCAGCUGUGAUAGCGAAAUUGAUGUUUUACAGUAAACAGCAUAAAAUGUUCUGCUUAUUGAAAACUUCUUCUUACGGUAAUUCCCUUGAGUAGUUAUGUCGUAUCUGUAUCCGGCGCUCGAGGCAGAAACGAUGUUCUUACCAUUGUGCCAACUGAAGGUUGCUGAUCAUCGCGAAGAAUCCUUUUGUUACUUACUUUGUUACUUGUGUACUUACUGUGGUUUAGCAUAAAAAAAAUUCGAAAUCAGCAUGCGCCGGAAUUUUACCAGCCAGUACAGAACUCAAGGGUAACAGCAUUUUUAUUUAUAGUUAUUAUUAAAAAAAAUAUUAAAAGAAAAAACUAAAUAGUUGACCGAUACAAGUUAAUGAAGUGAAUUAUAAGAUUUUGAAACAUUCCAGUAGCUUGUUAGUUCUAAUAACAAGGUAGAUUAGGGUUCUAUAUUAGGUUAACAUAGAAGCUCUUGUUUCGUCAAAAAUAUUCAUAUAUUAUGUCAAUAUAAUACGCGACUAAGAAUUAUUAUUAUUAUAGCGCAAUGAUCCUAAUGUAUUGUUUAAUUUUGGCUUAAAUAGUUAUUAGAUCCGCCAUUUCUUACCGCCAUAAAUUAGAUAUAAUCACUAAUAUAUAAUAAAUGAGUAUAGUGCAUGUCAGAUCGCUAAAAUUAAUUAGUGCAUGGCUUUUAUACAUGACGGCGCCAAUCUUAGCCCGAUUCAUUUUUUGCACCUCCCACCAAUCAUGAAACUAGAUAGGUUUGAUGACAGUACAUUCGGGUAUUAGCAUUCGCUGAUCAGCUGUUUGCCUCUUGUAUACACAUGUAUUGUACAAAAGUAUUAUUUUCUGAUAGACAAAUACAUUGAUAAUGAGGGAAACUUUAUUCAACAGUUAUAUUUUAUAGAACGAGCCUAGUGAAACCUAUUGGUACUUGGUCAACGGAUGUAAUAAUUUCCUACAUUGUAAUCAUUUGCUAAAUGCGAAUUAGAAAAAGAAAAUUAUACACUCAAAUGAACCGAAUGUACAUCCACAUUUACUAGACUUAGAUCCCGUCAGAUGGUAUUAAUACUCACAAUAUACCUUUUCAGUUGGAGUAAGAUUUUCAUUCACCGCAUCGCAUUGCGCACAAUCAAACAUUAUACAUUCUAAAUGUCCGAAGAUGUUAUAACAAACGGCUAAAUAGUUAAAAUUAUGGACUACUACUAUUGUUAUUAUAAUGUGAUAUAACAUUAAUAGAGAUAUAUAUACAACCACUCAACCGAAGAAUUGUUUCACUGGAGUGUCAUUCCUAUUUACUUAUUAAGGGAAAUAUGUCUACAGUUUAUUUGCUAUUACUAGUUUAUGUAUAUGAAGCGAGGUCAGUAGAUUCAAUAUGCCUAACACGAUACUUUUGGGAAAACGAGGGUUAAUCAAAACUAAGUUUAUACUUAAUAGUUUAAAAGGCUUUGUUGAGAAUAGGCUCGGAAGUAUCUUUAGCAUCUACUAAGAUUCUAUUCAAUUUAAUAGGUGUUCACGUAUUAACAAAAAUAACCAUGUGAUGCAUGGAACUAUGACACAAAAUGCAUACAUGUAAAUACGUAGGGAAAGAAGGGUUCAUAUUAUUAUCAUGUGAGCACCUGACUGAAAUGAAAACAAAUCUUUACAGCAACGAAACAAACGAUUUACAGCGAUUCAAUGUCAUGAAAAUAAGACUGCUGUCAUUUAUAAGAAAAAAAGAGAAGAGAAAUAAACACUGCUAAUGAAUUAGGGCGAACGAACAGCUGCGGCUUUUCUUUAGAGUUGCAUCUGUCUAAUAAAAGGCCUCAUUCAACCGGUUAUUAGUCAAUUUGCCCGACUAUCACAAGAAGCCUCUACUCCCAUUAACGUAAAAUACAGGUAUUUCUUGUUAUACAUUAUGCUAAGAAUCUCAGCUAUUACAUAUCGUUAAUCUUUAGUCAGUGCCAUAUAUGGCAUUGACUUCGAACAUUCUAUCACCAGUAACAAUCAAAGUAAAUCGUUCUCACCCAAACAAGGUAAUCGAAUUAUUCUUAUUUAGUCAGCAUCUGUUUUUCUUUCAAAAACCAACUUUCAACAUUCAUGUAAAAGAAUUGAUACCGUAACCUGGUUAUAAGGUUCCCAAGCUAACAACUUUAUUCAAACCGUUCACGGGUUUGAAUAAAGCUUUAUGCAUACGAGUCCGCAGAAUAUACUAAAUGAUUACCAUUCUUGUGAAAUUUCUGAUUGUCAAAACAUUUUUCUCACAUUACUGAGUGUAUCUAGCUGAACAGUGCACAGCCAGUUUGUUCCAGCCUUCUGUAAUGUAUGUUAGUAUUCACAUAGUGCUGAUUUACUUAGGCCACCAUUGCGAGUUGUGAGAGAAGUGUUGCAAUCGGACUUCUUCCCUAAACAACUGCAUCGUCAUAAGCUAGCUCAAUACAAAUAACCAAAGCAGCUAACAAAGAAAUUCAAACUUUCGAACAUCACUUGCCAUUACUGUUUGUCUAGUCCAAGCCUACUAAUUCGACGGGGUAGGAUAUCGCUGCGCGAAACAACGCAAAGCAAUUUAGUAAUCGUUACAUGGCGAUUAUGGUUAGGGUACCGCAAUGCUCGAUACAUGCAACACAGCUUUGCCCUGUUUUCCCACUAUGGACGGCGUUGCUGGACGUUGAGCUGUAUGGGUCCCGUUCGUUCCUUAGCAAGACUGCUGAUGUGUGAGCGCAUAGUUCUUUUUGGCAACCCACCCGAUGGAUUUCUUGUAGUUCGUCCGCUUUUGAAGAACACCUCAGUAGUUCCUCCGUCUACAGCAGUCGUCAGCCAUUUUCGAAACUUCAUGUUGCUGUAUUAGAUACGACCCAAGUUCCACGGCGCUUAACGACUUGAUCUUUCGAGCUAAUCAAAGAUCGAUUAGUGCUUAUACAUGUUCACAGCAAUCACUACGUAUCGGUGCCGAGCCAUUUCUCAACUCGGCAAACUCACAAUGCUGAAGCAGAAGUAAUGGGUCUGUGUUGCAGUGAGUGUAGUUCUGGCUGGCGAAAGAGAUAGGUGUGCCACCGUGACAAGAAAUGAUGGAGAGGAUAAAGAGAUAUUUCGAAUCCUAAUUGAAAUUUGGGAGAAUUUUCGAGAUUUAAUGGUAUUGACAGCUUAAUGGGUAUUGACAAUUUGCAUUUACAUUGUUUUGAACAACUCGAGCAUGGAAGGAGCUCAACAACCGAUUACGAAAUCGGUUUCUUUUUACCAGUGGCGAGCAAACUCUAAGAAAUUCUGAAUGCCUUUACCGUCAUUUACAAUCGUGUUUCUAUUGUGUUAUUAACAUACUGUGUAAUGUGUUUGGCUGUUUGUUCCCAUUAUAACGCUAGUAAGGUACCAAGCGUCGGCGUGUUUUGUUUCUUCUAUCCGUUCUUGGUGUUACUUUAGUGCGAUUUGAAAUCCUAAAGCUGUUUCCUGCGUCUCACAAAGGACGCUGAUAGGCACACCGGAAAUGCGCAAAUGAGCGUCACAAUUCCACUGUUAAAGCAAUACUUACAAGGAUCCUAGCCCAGACAUGAAUAGAAAAUUUUUAUUCGAAGGCAGCUAAACUUAAUGAGGCGCAACGAGCAAGAUAGGCGUGACGUACACCAUGCCGCGGACAUUUAUGUGGGGACCGUUAAUAUGAAUGCUGAUUGCGGGCUAACCUACUGUGUAAACCGAAGAUUUAGCAUUUGUGAAACAAGCUCAAGGAACAGCUCUUUCUAUUAGAAAGUGCAUAGGAGGUUCCGCUAAGCUUAAAGGCUAGGUUGAGGAGCAUUUGAAAAGUGGAACUAUUAUUAUAAUUAUUUGAAAAAGAAUAGCACUAGGUCUCACUCAUUAACAAAAUGCUCAACACGAGUUGGCGUCUAAAUACAACAGAUCUUCCUGUUCCAUUCAUUAACUGAACAAUUAAGACAGUAAGGCCAUCACCUCUAGGGGAACGGUUGUUAUCCUCGAAGCUUUACAAUAAGCCUUUGACACUUUUUGGCAAAAGAAGGCCAUACAAUUAUUCCCCCGAAAAUGAGCAGCUAUUGAUAUGAGUUGAAUGGUCAGCAUCUAAACGGCGAUUUCUCAGGGAAAAUGCCCACUCCACUGUCUCUAAUUUUUUCGUUAUCAGCAAUUUGUCUUGAUUAUUCAGACAAUAAGUGUUUCGAAGAUCAAUCGUGACAACGCUACCGUUAGCCACCUCUUGUCGUCAAUUGUUUAUUGUAAACAGCAGCUGUGCAGUGAAUGCGGCACUAACAAGCUUUCGUAUUUUCGUAGAACGACCUGCCCGUAAUGAUCUUAGAGUAUAUACUCACUUUUCUCAUUUACAGUAUAUCUGCUAUGUAACGCUCAAACAAGCUGCUCUUCGACUGUUUGCCAUUGUCGAUAAUCGCCUUAGCGUUAAAAAAGAAAUCCACCGUUACGACUCAGUGUCUACGACAGUUGUUCGUUUGCAGCUCAUUGUUUAACCUAACAUAAUACGGCAUUACAUUAAAGGUAUUUUUGAAAGGCAGUAAAAGGCACGCCAGUUUUUGCAGAUUAAACGUUUACAAGUCCUGACGAUUCGAAGAACUCUCUAUGCUCUAAAAUUUCAAUGGCGUUCGCGUUUCUAUUAUUCCUUCU